GGGGAGGGGUUAAUAGUUCCUGAUGUGCAAUACCCCAGCAGCCCUGGGCCUAGCCCUACAAUGAAAGUGCAGGAGGAAGAGAGCCCAGGAGAUCUCCCAAGGGUGAUAAAUGUGGGCCAGUCAGCACCAGCUCAGCCUGGAUCGUUCCACGGCUGAAUCCUCUAGGGCCACUCCUCCACCUGAACCUCCUCAGUCUCACCUGGAACAGCUACUGCAUCAACCAGCCUCCUGCCACAUGCACCCCAGGGCCCCAUUCCUGCACCCACAACUCCUGGCACCUGCAUGGAGCCAGCUGCAGACUCAGGCCCUGGCUUGGCAGCAACUCUAGCCUCCAGCACAUCCAGCUGCAAAGAACACCAGCUGUCUUCACAUUCCUGGCUGGCACCUCCCAUUCUCUGAGGGCCACAGGCUUUAACGCAGUCUCACCCUGUCACCAUCUCCCUUCAGCGCAGGUAGGAACCUCCCAGCAUGCACCCCCACUUUGCUUACAGAGAGAAGGUAAGUACAUGGGCUGCCGGCUGCUAGCCCAGCUCAGGGGAAUUGGCUGGGGGGGAAGCACUCAGGUGAGCAGCCAUUGUGAGCUUAUGGCACCUUGCACCACUGAUAGUCACCCUAGCUUUGCAGUGGUGUAGCCCUGUUGAUUUCAUUGCAGUGCCUCCUCAUUUAUACCAGCGUGAGUGAAAUCAGAAUCAGCCCUGUAGCCCCCCCCUGCACACACACACACACCUUGCCCAGGUGCGAAGGAUCCCAUGGGGCCGGGGGAGGGGGGUAGCAGGCUCAGUGAGGAGUGAGUCUGUGUGGACAGACGCUUUAGAGCAUGGCGCUGUGAGUGGAGGGGGCAGGUGAUCUAGUUACAGAGAGUUCCCAGGAACCAACCAGCUGCAGUGUACCAUGAGUUGCUCUUUAACCAGCUCCUCUGUUAAUGAUCUACUCUGCUGCUGCCCUGCCCUGAGCAGAGAGGCUGAGCGAGCACAGGGGCACCUCCUGGAAUUCAGCUCCAGGAGUGGGCCAGGCAGCCAGCCCCCUCGAUGCCAAAGAAGCCCUUCACCAUCCACUGUGCGGAGCUGGAGGACGGGUGGGGCCUGUGCAAGGCAGAGAGCUGGGGAGCAGUGCUGUGGGGGGGACCCUCCUGCUCACUCCAGGCUGGGCUCAGGCAGAGUGUAGGAUAAUCAGCCAUUUUAUUAAGUGUUUCCUCCUAGCUCCAUCAACCUGGACCAGGGGCCCACCCCCUUUGCCCAGAUAAGAGCAAACUCCAAUUGUAUCUGCUGUCCCUGGUGUUCCACCUGGGCGGUGCUGCGAGCCAGGCAGGUAGGCUGUACCCAAGAUUGGCACCGCACACUCUGUUCUAACAAUACAGCCUUCCGGACCCGCUCCAGCCCUUCACGCCCAGUGCAUGCCAGCGUGGACUAAGCUUUGUGGGCGAGGGUGCCUGAAUUCCUUGCCUUUCCACCUGGCUCUGCAGUUUGAGAGGCAGAGGCUGCUGCUGUUGGCACAGGUUGCUGAGGUUCUCUCGUGCCAAGGGCAUCAUGCCAGUCGUCGAGGUGAAUUUCCGCUCCUUGAUCACCCCUGUGGGGAUUGUCCGGUUAUUUGAGAUCUUCCUGUCCUGCACGGCCUUCAGUCUGGUGGCUGAUUCCUCCCACUUCCAAGGAACCUAUGGGGCCUGGUGCAUGUUCACCUGGUGCUUCUGCUUCGUGGUGUCUGUUCUGAUCGUGGUGCUGGAGCUGUUUAGCUUUUCUGAGAAGCUGCCACUGUCCUGGGAUGACUUCACCAGUGCCUUCGCCAUGCUGGCAGCGCUCAUGAUCUUCACCUCCUCCAUCAUGUAUCCUUCCACCUUCCUCACCGGCACUUGCUCUGUCGGAAAAUGUGCUUAUCAGGCAGCAGCUACAGCCAUGUCCUGCAUCUGCUUCAUUGCUUAUGCCAUCGAGGUUGGACUGACGCGAGCCAGGCCUGGAGAUAUCAGCAGCUUCCUCGCCACUGUCCCUGGCCUCUUGAAGGUAUUUGAAGCCUAUGUGGCUUGUCUUAUCUUCUCCUUGGUGAGUGACCCCAAGACAUAUAAAAUUGAACCCGGCCAGCAAUGGUGCAUAGCCGUCUACAGCAUCUGCUUCAUUGUCACACUGCUCAUCAUCAUCCUCACCAUUGGCCGAUGUCUCACCUACAUACCCUUCCCUUUGGAGAAAGUCCUGGUGGGUUACAAUGCCUUGGCUGUGCUCCUGUACCUGACGGCUGCCAUCAUCUGGCCCGUCUUCAACUUCAGAGGGAACCCCAGACCCAGUUCAUGUGACAGUAGUUGCCCAUGGAACAGACUUCUGGGCGUGACCUUCCUCACCUUCUUCAACCUCAUCGCCUACAUCGUUGACCUGGUGUACUCCUCCAGGAUGGUCUUCGUGACCAGGACAGCCUAACGGAGCGCGAUCAGCUGCACCCGGGGGGGUACGGGCCUGCAGCGGGCGUCAUCGGCACUGAAGUGGUGGGAAGGGACCGGGGCCGCCCGUCGCUCACGGGGGAGCUGCUUUGGCCUCGGCUGUUUUGCAUUUCUUCUCCCACAUCCUUGUCUUAUUGGCAUGUCCAUGCACCAGGGGGUUCUGUGUGUAUUUGAUUUGGCUGCUGCUCCAGGAGCUGCAGGUGGCUACUGCUGGGGCCCAUGUGCUGCUGCAGGGAAUCAGGGCAUUCCUUGCAGGACAUGUCUGUAGGGGAUGGGACGGGAAGGGAGGGACACGGACAGAACAUGCUGCCUGUUGCCCGUGUGUACAGCAACCUGUGAGUGAGCCAUAGAAGGGCGGGGAGAUCAGGAAUGAGGGGAUCCCAAUCCAAAGCCCACUGAAGUCAAUGGGAGUCUUUGCACUGAUUUCAGCAUGUGCUGGAUUGGUCCCUGGAAUCCUAGAAGCCCAAAGAAGCAUCAGGGGACUGGGGCUGAGGCUGGGUUACCGAGUCCGGGCUAGUUAGUGUGUUGUGAUGCAGCCGCCUGCUGCGACUCGGAGAAACUUUCCUCUGCCACAAACUCUGGUCUGAAGACAGGUAAACAGCACCCAGGGCUCCCGCCCUCCCUCCAGGAAAUGAAAGUUCAAGGGCUGGGGCUAUGCAAACAGCGGUGUGUGUGCUUAGAGGGCUGGGUACCGGGCUCAGGGAGGGGAGCAUGCCGGGAUCUGCAGCAAGUAGGGCGUGGCAGGUAGGAAUGGCUGACUGCAGAGGGGUGACGUUGGCAUGGCCAGCCCCAACGGUGUGGGGCUAUUUUAUGAUCAAUCGGGCUAGUGUUCAUCUACUUUCCAGGAAAGCUCCCCCCUCACCGGCCCCAUUAGGGUCAAAAUCCAACCUGCAACACAUGACCCAAAAAGACACCCUCACUGCUCAGCCGGGCCUCCACUUCCCCUCCCAAUCCCUGGGGCGUGGGAGCUGCCAUUCUAUCCUCCUCCCUACCUGACAGGCAGCUUCCUCAUUCAUGCUCCCCUCUACUUCCCCACAUUCGCCUGAGCCACACGCACAGCCCCUCAGUCGGGCGCCGCACCAUACCCUCCCUGUCCCCUUUGACAGCCCCACUCCCGGGUCUCCACAUUCUCCAGCCUGACCCGUCACAUGGCCACCCUCACUCCUGCGGGCAGCUUGGCUUCUUCCCCGCUGGGAGCAAUGGGAGGUGGUGGCCGUUCCUGCUGGGGGAACUGAAGGCCCUUGUUCACCUGCAGUGUCAAAGGGACAUGGAGCCAUCUUGCUGAGGGCAGCCUGUGGCUUCAGUCCUGCUGACAGUGAUCGAGAUGGCCGCCAUUUAGAACAGGGCUAAACUGGAAGGCAAAAAUGAAAUGAAAUUCGUGCAAACGGUACCUGUACAUGUGUAUACAUAACAUUGCAAGGCUUGCAGUCAAAUCAGGGGAGCUGGCACUGGGCCUGGCUUUAAGCUCUGUGCGUGUGUAUGUGCACAUGUCCAUGCACAGCUAUGUGUGAAUACACACACGUGUUUCUUCCUAUUCCUUUUCAGUAAGCAAAAAGUGCAUCAGCAUGCAUGCAGUGUGAGUGUCCCCUGCCAAAGCAGUGCACUGUCUCUAAGGGUAGCUUCAUGCUCCAGUUUUAUAGUCUUCCUGAAACCUGAGCGAUCUGUCCUCAUUCCCCAGGACAGAAGCUUAAAGAUGACUUGCGAAGGAAUUUUUUUAAAUGGAACUUUUGCUCUUUUUUUUUUUUUUGCUGUUUUAUAAUUGCAAAAAGGGUGAGUGAGAGAGUGAGUUUUCCUGCUUGUUUUGUACUUUAGAAAUCUCAGGACUGUCAUGUCUGGUCUUCCUGGUUUUGCUGAGGGGCGGGGACCGGGGGGGGGGGGCUCAGGGAUAUAUAUUGUGAGCUCUCACAGCAGAAGCGAAGGGCUGGGUGUGUUGAUCUUUAACAAAGACAGCCUUUCUUCAGAAUGUUAAUUUGUCAUUGGCAUUAAAUAUGCCUGACAACCACCACCCUCCAAAAUCCCCCAAACAGUCUGAUUAAACAUUCCUUCGUCUCACCCUCUCAGGUACUCAGCUUUCACUUUCUUGGCUUUUGCGAUCUCAUCAUUUCACAAGUUCUGUCACCAUCAAAUCUUUCCAAGCUAGGCAGGAUUUGAAUUGAAUUGUGAAAAACAAGCAGAAUUUUUUUUCAAUGACAAACCCCUUCAGACCGUCUUUCUCCAUCAUAAAGAAGCAUUAAAAGAACACAAGGCCAAUGUAUUGUACCCUUUGCAGGAUCACCAUUGGGUUGUGACCUAGAGAGAGGCUGGGGAAGUCUCAAUCCAUGGUUUCUCCUUUGGCUGGUAUCAGCCCUUCCAAGAAAAACUGAGUCAACAUGAUGGGGAAAGGGUUACAGAAGUUUCCCCAGGAAAGAGUAGCCCGCCUCUAGUGAUUAAACUGAUUCAGUCCGAUCUGCUUUGGGGCGGAUGGGGGCAUGGUAUGAAACCUGGACUCUAGUGUGUUGCACAGCAAGUCAGGCGGUAUUAAGGCAAAAGCAACUUCAGUGCAUUUGAUUUUAUAUCUGUCCAAGCCAAGUGGAGUGAGAUCAUGAAGACUGCAAACCCAUGGAUGGAAAACCCUUCCCUGGCUGCAGCAUUCACAAGGUGCUAGCACAAUCCCGAGCUUUGGAGUAAGCCAGCGAUCCCAGGCAGCGCGCAGGAAGGGCACAGUCUCAGUUGGGUACUUACCAUGUAUGGAGCCGUAACUAGGCCUGGGACGAGCAAGCCUACUUAUGCUCCCUAUCAUUUUGUUGGUCAUUUUUCCGACCCAUUUUUCCACCCCCGUGGCUUUGCACCCUGGGCAGCUGCCCCACUCGGCCUGCCCUGGUUACGGCACUGACCGUGCACAUCACAUGUGUGUGUUGCUUGCUUCUGGGGUCAGGUGCACACUGUAAAUAAAGUUCACUAGCACAGACUGACAGUU
This is a messenger RNA of Trachemys scripta elegans, 5378 nucleotides long. RefSeq names its product myeloid-associated differentiation marker-like. The transcript has a single exon. The record is from RefSeq and is a predicted model, not a curated record. Bases 1527 to 2402 code for a protein of 291 amino acids. Lineage: Eukaryota; Metazoa; Chordata; Testudines; Emydidae. Gene Ontology annotation, cellular component: membrane.